Molecule: messenger RNA, 1630 nt
Organism: Sciurus carolinensis (gray squirrel)
Lineage: Eukaryota; Metazoa; Chordata; Mammalia; Rodentia; Sciuridae
Gene: Tcp11
Product: t-complex 11
Exons: 9
Coding region: 1-1509 (502 amino acids)
Biological process (GO): regulation of sperm capacitation
Cellular component (GO): acrosomal vesicle; sperm flagellum
Source: RefSeq, a predicted model, not a curated record
AUGCCAGACAUCAAGGAGAAUGUGCCCCCCAAAGACCCCAGCGUCGCGGAAAGCGGCUCCUGCGAGCCCGAGACCACAGGACUGACCCAGGAAGACGAGAGCGGCUCCCAGGACCAGCCUUCACUACUUUCAGUUACAGAUCUGACAGAGACAGUGAAUGAGGUUUCCAAGCUGAGCAGCGAGAUUGGACUGAAUCAUGAUUUCCAUGUGGAGGAGAAUCUGCCUCCAAACAGUUCGGAAGGCAAGGUCAAGGAGACAAUGCACAAUGACUUUUGGGACCAUCUUAAAGAACAGCUGUCAGCUACUCCUCCCGACUUCAGUUGUGCUCUCGAACUUCUGAAAGAAAUUAAAGAGAUCUUGCUGUCGCUGCUGUUACCACGCCAGAACCGCCUGAGAAGUGAGAUUGAAGAAGCUCUGGACAUGGAGUUGAUCAAGCAGGAAGCAGAACACGGAGCCCUGGAUGUCCCUUACCUUUCAAAAUACAUCCUCAACAUGAUGACUCUGUUGUGUGCACCUGUUCGAGAUGAAGCAGUACAGAAACUUGAGAACAUCUCAGACCCUGUUCGGUUAUUGAGAGGAAUCUUCCAGGUUCUGGGCCUGAUGAAAAUGGACAUGGUGAAUUACACUAUCCAGAGCCUGCAGCCACACCUUCAGGAACAUUCUAUCCAGUUGGAACGAGCUAAAUUCCAGGAGCAACUCAACAAGCAGCCCAGCCUCCUGGACCACACCACCAAGUGGCUGACCCAAGCAGCAGCGGACCUGUCCACCCCUCCUCCGGCUUCCCUGGACACGCCCGACUCUUCCAGUGUGGCAGGCCCUGCUCCAAGUGAGGGAGCCAGCAACUCUGAGCCCCUGAGCCCCACAAUGGUGUUGUCUCAGGGCUUCCUGAACCUCCUCCUUUGGGACCCUGAAAACGAAGAGUUCCCUGAGACCCUGUUGAUGGACAGAACCCGGCUGCAGGAGCUGGAGUCCCAGUUGCAUCAGUUAACCAUCCUGGCCUCGGUCUUGCUAGUGGCCAGUAGUUUCUCUGGCAGUGUUUUGUUUGGUUCACCCCAGUUUGUGGAUAAACUGAAACGCAUAACCAAGUCCCUGAUGGAGGAAUUUAACUCCAGGCCUGAGGAGGCGAUGCAGACCGUGAGUGAACAGGUGUCUCAGGAAAUCCAUCAAAGCCUCAAGACGAUGGGCCUUGCUGCUCUGAGCAGUGACAACACAGCCUCUCUGAUAGGACAGCUCCAGAACAUCGCCAAGAAGGAGAACUGUGUCCGCAGUGUCAUUGAUCAGCGGAUCCAUCUGUUUCUCAAGUGCUGUUUGGUUCUCGGUGUGCAGCGAUCUCUGUUAGACCUUCCUGGAGGCCUCACUCUCAUUGAGGCGGAGCUAGCGGAACUGGGCCAAAAGUUUGUGAACCUGACACGUCACAAUCAGCAGGUGUUUGGCCCCUACUACACGGAGAUCCUCAAAACCCUCGUCUCCCCAGCCCAGGCCUUGAGCACAAAAGUGGAGUCUCUCUAAUAGCACCAGCUCAGAGCCCUGGCACCUUGGACCCAGGAGAAAGGUCAUCAUCUUCCUGGGGUGACAUCACCAGUGACUAGCAGGGCAAUGAGGCCCCCGAUCCCACAGACAGUAUUCUAGG